AAAAGGGGGUACGGGCUCCUGUAUCUUCAGUCAACUCAAAUUUGCCAUCGUAUUUCGGCACUAUUGCUACAGACUCUCGUAAACAUGAAUACUCUUCAAAUCCUCGUAAUUGUUAUGGCUGCGUGCUGUGGCAGCCAUGCAAGAAAUAUCCGUUUCAGACGUUUUGUUAACCAGUCACCAGCAGAUUUAUUUCCACCUGGUGCCAAUCACCUGAAUAUUCGGUCGCUUAUGGCUCUCAUGAACAAUCCAGUGAUGCUGCAAGGUUUUGGUCAGGGUAACACUCAACCACAACAACAACAACAACAACAACAACAACAAGGAACGGCUAACAUUCCACAAGCCAAAUCAACCACUCCAGCACCCAAAGGUCAAGGUCAACAUCAACAAUACCCUCUUCCUAACCAGCCAGGGAUCCAGACGCAACCUCAAACCCCGCCUAUGACCCAAGAAACACAGAAUCAGGGAUCUGGACAAGGUCAAGGUCAAGGUCACGGUCAACCUCAAAGCCAAAAUGCAGGUCAAGGACUGACACAACAGGCUCCCGUCCCUGCUCUUUCUACCAAUACUCAGAGCACUGUCAAUCCAAUGCAGCAGUUUAUGAGGUAUUCAAACAUGUUCACCGACCCAAUGUUUCUGCGAUACUUUCAACAAUUCAUGAGGAGGAUAGACAUGAUUAAGCACAAGUACACGAAAGGGGAGUAUGUCCCCCCAAAAGGCCUUUUCCCCGGGGGAUAUGUGAUAAAUGCUGAUGGUAGUGAUGCGGAAGUAAGGGACAUAUACGGAAGAUUGCACUCAAUUGAUGGUGGCGUUUUCCAAGCAUAACGUCAGUGAAGAAACUUAAACUUUGUGAUGCAUUUGUGAUCCGACUUUUUGUUUUGUUGCUUGCUGGCCAGGCAUAUUGCAGAGCAAACAAUUGCAUUAUAUAUGCACUGUAAUACAUUCCAUGUAGAUAUAAAUGUUUCAUGGUCAUUUGAAUCCCGCCUCAUCUUUGUUAAUCAGUAAUGUACAGCAUUUUUAUAUGAUGUUCUCUUUUUUAAUAAAUACAAUCUCUUUGAA
Messenger RNA from Haliotis rufescens (red abalone), 1056 nucleotides. Its product is annotated as pheromone receptor transcription factor-like. Bases 85 to 822 code for a protein of 245 amino acids. The transcript is spliced from 4 exons. The record is from RefSeq and is a predicted model, not a curated record. Lineage: Eukaryota; Metazoa; Mollusca; Gastropoda; Lepetellida; Haliotidae.